ACCAUCUCUCUCGCCAUCGUCCUUGUCUCAUAUAUCCACGAGACCCAACAAUGCAUAAUUUACUCACUCGCAUCACCAUUCUCUACUUCACACUCAACUUAUACUUUCUUGCCAUUUCAAAUGGACAAACACAACGCAACCCAUUCUCCCCAAAUGCUUCUCUCAUCCGUUACUGGAACAAACAAGUCUUAAACAACCUCCCAAAACCGUACUUCCUCUUCUCCAAAUCCUCCCCACUCAAUACAAUCGACUCCGCAUUCCUUUCCAAACUUGCCAACAACCACACAUUACUCGCAGCCCAUCUCGACUCCUUCUGCUCCUUAGCCAACUUGUUCUGCUCUUUUGACGCAAACCAGGACCUAAACAAGACCAGUAAUAUGACAGUACAAGACGCCAGCUUCGCGUUUUACUCCAACAAACGUUUCUCAACCUAUGGAGAGUCAAAACUUGGCGGAGUAGACUCAUUCAAGAACUACUCCGACGGGCUAAACUCGGCCUCCGGAUCAUUCAUCAAGUACAGCAAGGACUCAACUGAUCACAGCGAAACAUUCGUCAGCUAUGCUAGUGAUGGCAAUAUAGCCGACUCGACAUUUGGCAACUACGCCAAUGGAGCCACCGGGGGCUCAGGCCAAUUCAAAAGCUACGCCCCUCGUGUCAAUGUCCCCGGACUCCGGUUCACGACCUAUGAUUCCGAUGGUAAUAGCCAUAAAAUUUCCUUUUCGAGCUAUAGCGACGAGACAAAUUCGGGAUCUCAUACAUUCACCAGCUAUGGAAAAAAAGCAAAUGGUGCACCGUCCGAGUUUAUAAACUAUAGUGAUGAUGCAAACAUUGUUGAAUCUACAUUCACCGGGUACGGUGCAUUAGGCAAUGCAGCCAACGAUUCAUUUGCUAGUUACGGCAUCAAAGGUAACAAUCCAAAGAGUAAUUUCAAAAGUUAUGGUGUCGGAGGUAAUUCGGGGGUUGAUUCCUUCUCGAAUUAUCGAAAUGGUGCCAAUGUUGGUCAAGAUUCGUUUCAAUCGUAUGCGAGGAAUUCGAAUUCAGGGAAGGUGAGUUUUUCCAACUAUGGAAAAACAUUUAAUCCUGGAAAUGAUACGUUCAAAGAUUAUGGUAAUGGAUCGAAGGGUCAAACCCAGAUUGGAUUCAAAGGGUAUAGUAAGGAUCGGUCGUUUAAGGAUUAUAUUGACAAGGGUGUCACAUUUGCCGGAUACACUAAUUUUAGUGACUCCAGUGGCAGUUUCGUGAAUAAGUGGGUGGAAGAGGGUAAGUUUUUCCGGGAGUCCAUGUUGAACCAGGGGAAUGUCAUGGUUAUGCCGGACAUUAAUGACAAAAUGCCCAGAAGGUCGUUUUUGCCCCGGUCAAUUGGAUCGAAAUUACCAUUCUCGACCUCGAGUCUUCCUGAAAUGAAGGAAAUCUUCCACGCACGAGAGAAGUCGACGCUGGAGCGCGUGAUUCUCAAUGCGCUGGCCGAGUGCGAGCGUGCUCCGAGCCCCGGGGAGACCAAGAAGUGCGUGGGGUCCAUCGAAGACAUGUUGGAUUUUGCGGUCUCGGUGUUGGGGCACAGUGUGGUGGUCAGGACCACUGAAAACGUGAACGGUUCAAAGCAAAGUGUGAGGAUUGGGUUGGUCAAAGGGAUCAACGGUGGAAAAGUGACUGAAUCAGUGUCGUGUCACCAAAGCAUGUACCCGUAUCUACUGUAUUACUGCCACUCCGUGCCCAAAGUUAGGGUCUAUGAGGUGGACAUUCAUGAUGUGGAGGUGAGGAAAGCCAAGAUCAAUCGAGGCGUUGCCAUCUGUCAUCUUGACACGUCUGCAUGGAAUCCCGAACAUGGAGCCUUCGUGGCACUGGGGUCCAGUCCUGGUCAAAUUGAAGUAUGCCACUGGAUCUUCGAAAACGACAUGACUUGGACCAUUUCUGAUGAUUAAGGACUUUGUUCGUGGGCUUAUUUAUUUAAUUAGAGAAUCUUUAUGUAAUGUUCCAAGCCUUGUUGGACAAAUAUUAAGUGAUAGUUAUCCACUAUGAUUCGUUUUUUAUUUACAAUUCCAAAUUCACGUGUAUUAUUAAUUAAAUCAGGAAGUAGAGGAUAUGGUGUCGUUUUCGGUU
Tripterygium wilfordii is the source of this 2100-nucleotide messenger RNA. Its product is annotated as polygalacturonase 1 beta-like protein 1. NCBI's taxonomy places the organism in Eukaryota, Viridiplantae, Streptophyta, Magnoliopsida, Celastrales, Celastraceae. The transcript has a single exon. The record is from RefSeq and is a predicted model, not a curated record. Bases 51 to 1922 code for a protein of 623 amino acids.